GGCGGUGCUGGGUAGAGGGGUAGGGGGGUGUCGCCCCCUUCCCGGCCGCCUCCCUCCGCCGAACUCCUCGCGGAGGAGCGCGGAGCAACGCGGAGCGGCCCCGGCCAUGGGGCUGCGUGCUGCCGAGCUCAUCGGCUGCUGCUGCCUGCUGCCACUCGUUCUCCCCGCAGCCCCAGGCGUGAACUGUAAAACUGGCUGCCACCCAGAGAAUGGAUUUUGUGAAUAUCCAAGUGAAUGCAGGUGUCAACCUGGUUGGCAGGGUGCUUUUUGUGAUCAGUGUGUUCCUUUUCCUGGGUGUUUGCAUGGCAGCUGUUCCAAGCCUUGGCAGUGUAUCUGUGAGGAGGGCUGGGUUGGCAGCCUCUGUGACACAGAUAUUCACCCAUGUUCUGCAAAGCCCUGCACCAAUAACUCAACAUGCAUAGAGACAGGUGAUGGAGGAUAUAUUUGUCUGUGUGCCCAGGGAUUUACAGGAAAAAACUGCCAUCUCAAGAAAGGACCCUGCAUUAUUAAUGGCUCUCCCUGCCAGAAUGGAGGAACAUGCAUUGAUGACAAUGGUUUUGCACCACAUGCUUCCUGCCUGUGCCCUUCUGGUUUUGCUGGCAACUUCUGUGAAAUAGAUCGGGAUGACUGUGAAUCCAACCCCUGUGAAAAUGGGGGAACAUGUACAGAUAUUGGUGCGAAUUUCAGCUGUUUUUGCCCCCAUGGCUAUACAGGAAAGCUCUGCAGCAGCCGUAUCAUAUUCUGUGCAAGUGGCCCAUGUGAGAAUGGGGGGACAUGCCACGAACAUCCCCAAGGAGGAUUUGAAUGCAUCUGUAAACCAGAAUUUUUUGGUGAGACCUGCAAGCAGCCCAGGAAAAACAUGAGCCUCUCUGAAGUGAAUAUGGAGACAAAGCAUAUGCAGAAUUACAAGCCUCCCCUAAAAGCUCAUCACAGAUCAGCCCAUCAUCAGCAAGAAAUCCUGAAAAUAACAGUGAAAGAAACGAUCCAAAAUGCAGAUCCCUUGCUCAGUAGAAGCCAAGUGAUAUGUUUUAUUGUACUGGGCUUGCUGACAUGCCUUGUUGUGUUGGGUACAACUGGGAUUGUUUUUUUUUCAAAGUGUGAAAUGUGGCUUGCUAAUGCCAAAUACAGUCAUCUCCUACGCAAGAAAAAGAACUUUUUUCUCAAAUCUAACAAUGGGGAAAACCUCUCAGUUAAUAUUAUAUUCCCAGAGAAGAUCAAACUGACUAAUUACACUAAGAACUACACUGCCAUCUAG
Molecule: messenger RNA, 1255 nt
Organism: Calypte anna (Anna's hummingbird)
Lineage: Eukaryota; Metazoa; Chordata; Aves; Apodiformes; Trochilidae
Gene: DLK1
Product: delta like non-canonical Notch ligand 1
Exons: 5
Coding region: 107-1255 (382 amino acids)
Biological process (GO): establishment or maintenance of epithelial cell apical/basal polarity; heterophilic cell-cell adhesion
Cellular component (GO): plasma membrane; protein-containing complex
Molecular function (GO): calcium ion binding
Source: RefSeq, a predicted model, not a curated record